GAUUUUCCAAUGGCUCUGCUCAAUGAUCUCAUCAAUCUGAAUCUCACAGAUUCCACCAAGAAGAUCAUUGCUGAAUACAUCUGGAUUGGUGGAUCUGGCAUGGAUCUUCGCAGCAAAGCAAGGACUCUUCCUGGACCAGUAAGUGAUCCCAAGAAGCUUCCAAACUGGAACUACGAUGGUUCGAGCACUGGUCAAGCCCCUGGUGAAGACAGUGAAGUUAUCAUCUACCCUCAAGCUAUUUUCAAGGAUCCGUUCAGGGGUGGGAACAACAUCCUGGUGAUAUGCGAUGCUUAUACUCCUGCCGGUGAGCCAAUUCCGACCAACAAGAGGCAUGCCGCGGCCAAAAUCUUCAGCCACCCUGAAGUCGAGAAGGAAGUCCCAUGGUAUGGACUCGAGCAAGAAUACACCUUGUUGCAGAAGGGUAUCAACUGGCCGUUGGGGUGGCCUCAAGGAGGCUUCCCUGGACCUCAGGGGCCAUACUACUGCGGUAUUGGUGCUGAUAAGGCUUUUGGCCGUGAUAUCGUUGAUGCUCACUACAAAGCUUGUCUAUAUGCCGGCAUCAACAUUAGCGGCAUUAACGGCGAGGUCAUGCCCGGCCAGUGGGAGUUUCAAGUAGGACCUUCGGUUGGCAUCUCUGCAGGUGAUGAGUUGUGGGCUGCUCGUUACAUUCUUGAGAGGAUCACCGAGAUUGCUGGAGUCGUGGUCUCGUUCGACCCCAAGCCUAUUCCGGGCGACUGGAAUGGUGCAGGAGCUCACACCAAUUACAGCACGAAAUCGAUGAGGGAAGAAGGCGGAUACGAGGUGAUUAAGAAGGCAAUUGAGAAGUUGGGUCUGAGACACAAAGAGCACAUUGCAGCCUACGGUGAAGGCAAUGAGCGCCGGCUCACCGGUCGCCAUGAGACGGCUGACAUCAACACGUUCAAAUGGGGGGUUGCGAACCGUGGUGCUUCGAUUCGAGUUGGACGAGACACCGAGAAAGAAGGAAAAGGAUACUUUGAGGACCGUAGGCCGGCUUCAAACAUGGACCCGUAUGUGGUUACUUCGAUGAUUGCCGAGACCACCAUCCUCUUCAACAAAUCGUAAAACACCCGUUGAUCGAUUAUCAAAUCAUGAUUUCUAUUUAGAAUUUGGAAACAAUUCUGUUUUUACUAUUAUUAUUGAAAUCUGUUGUAGUUUUUUUCUUGUUUUCAAUUUUUGGGUACUCAUAGCCUUGGUGAUAUGUCCCAUGGUGUUUGUCGGGAAUAACGUUCAUACAUUUUAAUGUCUAAUAACAUUGUCAAGGAUUGGUUUCAAUCUUUUGUCAACUUAUGUUUGAUUCGGAUUCAUCGA
Cynara cardunculus var. scolymus (artichoke) is the source of this 1329-nucleotide messenger RNA. RefSeq names its product glutamine synthetase nodule isozyme. NCBI's taxonomy places the organism in Eukaryota, Viridiplantae, Streptophyta, Magnoliopsida, Asterales, Asteraceae. Gene Ontology annotation, cellular component: cytoplasm. The record is from RefSeq and is a predicted model, not a curated record. The transcript is spliced from 12 exons. Gene Ontology annotation, molecular function: glutamine synthetase activity. Bases 10 to 1083 code for a protein of 357 amino acids.